AUGAAGACGUGGCAAAUUUUGGAAUUUGAUGGCAAACCGUAUUAUGCGUUUGUGCCUGAAGGCGAUGUGCCUUUACCGGACGAGGAUAUACUAGAUCAAGUAGAAUCAUUAGAGGAGGAAGUAGAAAUAAUAAAAAAUGGGAAUAUUGAUAUAGAUAAUAUAAAACGGAAUUAUUCGGAGGAGGAAUACGUUUGUACGGAACAGAAAUCAUACAAUGUUGGGAGCAUUCUUAAUGAAAAUGUUGAGGCAAUAGAGGAACUGGAUAUAAAACCGAUCAUACUAAACGGCAUCAGUGAAGCUGUGGAUGGCAAAACUGCUGGAGAUUUAUAUCAGGUGAAAGUAGAGGGCAGUAUGGUGACUAUCGAGAAACUUGCGUCCAAUACAGAGACAGAUGGGAAAACAACCGAAGAUCAGAUGGAGGAUAUAAAUGAUGAUGAGGGAGAAAUAGAAUAUCUUGAGGAAGCAAUGCUAGAUGUACCUAGCAUUGCUCUCCCCUCUAGCAUUGCUCCCUCCCCUGGCAAUAAAGCAUCGCGUAUGAAAACUGCCAAGAACUCCAGUGAGGCUAUGAAGUGCAAAUUGUGCUCGGACACAUUUGAUACGAUUUUAGCCUUUAGAAAACACGUAGCAUGGAAUCAUAAAAAGAAGAUGUGCAUAAGAGAGAACGACGCUUACAUAUGCGCUGUGUGCGGCUUUAAAACUCAGAAGAAGAGUUUGUUUGCUGCUCACCUGGACAGGAAGCAUGAAACUUGGAAGUCCCGGAGACGGUCUACCAACACGAAAUUUCCUUGUAGUGCUUGCGGCUUUAUUUGCAGAUCGAAGCAUUCCUUGCAGUCUCACUUUACGAGGAAACAUACGGACAAGUACGAGCAUCACUGCAAUUUCUGCUCAAAAAAGUUUAAGGUCAAGGGGGAUCUAACGAAUCAUAUACGAUUUCAUCAUAAAGAGAAGCCGGUCAAGUGCGACGUAUGUGGUAAACUGUGCCUUAAUUCCGGCUCGCUUUACGUCCAUCAGAAGUGGGCACACUACAAACCUCAAUACGAGUGUCACAUCUGCAAAAGACGUAUGGUAACACAAGAAAAUCUGGAUCAACACUUGGUGACGCAGCAUGAAAAACGUGACAAAAUAGUCUGCGCGGAAUGCGGUAAAACUUUUACAAAGAAAGACUCAUUCAAGAGGCACAUGGUGGUACAUACAGGAUGUAAACCGCAUUCCUGUAUGAUCUGUAGCAAACCCUUCGCGCGAAGAUCCCAGUUGCGUCAGCAUCUGCUUAUUCAUACCGGCAAGCGUCCGUUUGUAUGUGAUAUAUGCGGCAAAGCAUUCACGCAAAAGCCAGGCUUGAUCUGCCACAGAAAAACUCAUCCUGGCCAGCAUCCGCCGUUACCCGUGAUGCCAAUCGCAGAUUUUGUUAAAGAAUUCACUGAUGGAUAUGUACAGGAAAUGAACGCGCCAGAAAACGAAGAGGAGACCAAUGAGGAAGAAGUAUUGAACAUUUAA
Molecule: messenger RNA, 1494 nt
Organism: Acromyrmex echinatior (Panamanian leafcutter ant)
Lineage: Eukaryota; Metazoa; Arthropoda; Insecta; Hymenoptera; Formicidae
Product: zinc finger protein 41-like
Source: RefSeq, a predicted model, not a curated record